UUCACCUCUCACCAAUUCCCAUUCGUCUCCCUUUCUUUGCCAUUCAUUCGACUCGUAACCAUGGACACUGUUCAGCAAGAGCUCUUUGGCGGUGCUAUCACCAUGGACUUACCCCGCAAAUUUGAAAAUAUCAGUCAUGUCCGAGAGGUGCCUGAUCAUCAGGAGGUCUUUGUGAACGUGGACGAGGACCAGAGUGUGAUUGUGGAGAUCUUGGAGCUGGCAGCUGAAGCCUCCAACGAGGCAUGUGCCGCAUUCCACUAUCAGCAAUUGGCCGAAGAUAACGAUGCUGAGGACGCGUCCGUGAUCCAGAGCGUAUCUAUUCUCAACAAUGCAGAACUUCCAACUUGGCCUGCCGAGGCGAAGAUCUACCUCCUCCUGGGCCAGCAGCGCAUCGCAAAGUUCAACGAACGCCAACGCCAGCAGGAAGCCCAAGCCCAGGCGCAAGCAGGCUCAUCAUCGGCCGACGCCCGCAACCUCGUCCAAAUCAUGAUGCUCGUCGUCCGUCUCCCCCGCCAGGGGACCGACCUCGUGAUCUCCUACAAUGUCCCUCUCCAAAUCUCCGAGUCCAGCUCUUCUAAGCAGGUCGCGCAUGAGGGCAGUAUCCAGGAGGCCGAAGUGUGGUUCCGAACCCUCGUGGGAACUUUCCAGGUCAGGGACUGGGGCCUCUUUGGGAACUGAACUGAGUAGAAUACAGAAGGGCACGGACGGAUGCGAUUGAAUACAUUAGGAUAGAUCAACACCAUGCAAAAAGAUAAUAAAUAAAAGAGGAGUCCAGCG
Gamsiella multidivaricata is the source of this 777-nucleotide messenger RNA. RefSeq lists its product as uncharacterized. Gene Ontology annotation, biological process: protein import into nucleus. NCBI's taxonomy places the organism in Eukaryota, Fungi, Mortierellomycota, Mortierellomycetes, Mortierellales, Mortierellaceae. The coding region runs from base 61 to 678 and encodes 205 amino acids. The transcript is spliced from 4 exons. The record is from RefSeq and is a predicted model, not a curated record. Gene Ontology annotation, molecular function: guanyl-nucleotide exchange factor activity; small GTPase binding. Gene Ontology annotation, cellular component: nucleus.